This is a messenger RNA of Anopheles funestus (African malaria mosquito), 2025 nucleotides long. It is a transcript of the gene PIG-T, whose product is annotated as GPI transamidase component PIG-T. The transcript has 2 exons. Gene Ontology annotation, biological process: attachment of GPI anchor to protein. Lineage: Eukaryota; Metazoa; Arthropoda; Insecta; Diptera; Culicidae. The record is from RefSeq and is a predicted model, not a curated record. Gene Ontology annotation, cellular component: GPI-anchor transamidase complex. Bases 85 to 1854 code for a protein of 589 amino acids.
UUUAGAAGCAAAAAACGAGGUAAACAACAUCGGUGUUUAUGUGUAAAAUAUUUGCCGCUCCUAGUACUUCAUAUUUUAAUUUUAAUGUGGAAAGUUGUGCUGUGGAGCGUACUGGCGAUAGCCUUCUUCGGAGGCUGCAGUGCAGAAUUUUCGGAUGUUUUCGACGAAGAAUUGUUUGUAAAACCACUGCCAGAUAAAUUUGUCUACAGCUACUUUCAAUUCACGACGCGAUGGGAGCUGGGCAGGAACGAUAGCCUGCUUCACACAAAUCUGGUAUCGCGUCCAUUGGCAGAAUUGUUCUAUCAUUUUGGCGUUCAGGAGUUGCACCUUAGCUUCACGUAUGGUUUGUGGCGAUAUGAAUCAUGGGGCUAUCCGGUAACCGAUGCUGGACCAGGAGCAGAAGUGUGGGCUUGGUUUGAACCAACGUCCGACCGAGCGUCAAUUGAUCACCGUUGGAAGAUGCUGUGCGGUACACUUUCGGGACUGUUCUGCGCAUCGUUAAGCUUCAUCGAUCCCAGCAACACGUACGAACCGGUGUAUACAUUGAGGCCGCAAACACACCACUUUCCGGGACAGUCCGAACCAAUCCUUCGCUAUGCAGCUUUGCCACGUGAAAUUGUGUGCACGGAGAAUUUGACUCCUUGGGCAAAACUGUUACCAUGUCGGUCGCGCGAAGGGCUGGUGUCACUGCUCGUGCCCGAUAGCAUUUACUCGAGCAAUUACCACUCGCUAGGAGUUCACAUGCGGAAACUCUGUGCAGACGCGGAAUGCAAUGAAUUUCAGCUGGAAGUGAAGCAGACGGUUAGUGUGGUACAGGAUCUGAGGCUGUUUGGCGGUCCAAACUGGUCGCUUCGUAAGCUUUUCGGUCAGGGAAUGGAAGGUUCGUGCGCUUUAGCAACGACCAGCAACGUGUACGUUGACGUGACCGAUAACAAUGGUAUUGAGGUGUCCCAGAAGCCGGAUGAAACAAUUCUCUCGGUGCGGGGUGGCGCACGCACUGAACUUCAACGGUUCGAUGUCAAACAGUUCGAAGCCGUGAUGGCUAAGGGUCGCCGGGCAAUGUUCAACGUAGCAGUAAUGGACAAACGCGAUCCAAAUGUCAUUAUUGUAGCAGGCCCACCACCGAUUUUUGCCAAACGAUUCAUCCUGGGCGUUGGCCAGGAACGGGGCAAAAUUGUUACUCACAUCACAAACACACACUGGGGAGCGCUUGAUUUGAUCGUUUUCGAAAACAUUCCUUGGUUUGUACCGAUUUAUCUACACACACUUACAAUCCGACAUGGAAGCAAACGUAUCGAGCCUGCCUUCCUGCAUUACACACCCGGCGUUCAGCGCGAACGUCCUUACGGGCUGGAAGUAGCGUUUCGAAUUCCUGCCCGUGCCACUGUUGAGCUUUCGAUCGAUUUUGAUUACAUCUUUCUCAAGUGGCAAGAGUACCCGCCCGAUGCAAACCAUGGUCAUUACAUUCCUUCGUCGAUUAUCUCGCUGCUGUUGUCCUCCGCCCGUAACUACACGUCCAUUCCACGGGAAGCAGCUCUCUUCCGCGAUUCGUUCAAUGCCACACAGCUUGCGGGAUAUUUUCUACAGAUACGAACGGAAUCAUUGCUACUAACGCUCCCAACACCAGAUUUCAGUAUGCCGUACAAUGUGAUAUGUUUGGCCUGCACCGUGGUAGCGCUUGCCUUCGGUCCAAUACACAACAUCUCGACCAAGCGUAUCGUGGCGAAAGGCAAAGAAGCGUCCAAAACAUCGCUCGGAGAGAAAGUGAAACAAUUUUUCAAAAGCAAAUCGAAAAAAGCCAAAGAGGAUCAAACCGCUAGCACCGAGGAUUUGAAUGCACCCGAUACAGAAUAAAGCGAAAACAGUUCAAGACACUAGUCAAAAAUGAAAAAAAAUACAUUUUUUGUGGUGAAGAAAGGUUCAACCUUCCAAAAGGUAAGAUUCAAACACCCUGAUACACAGUUCAGUAUAUGUAUUUUAUUGAAAUAGUAAAGGUGACCACUAACGGCGGGUCACUAAGUCUUA